Miscanthus lutarioriparius is the source of this 423-nucleotide messenger RNA. NCBI's taxonomy places the organism in Eukaryota, Viridiplantae, Streptophyta, Magnoliopsida, Poales, Poaceae. The record is from the annotation of a GenBank genome assembly.
AUGGCCGGCACCGCCGCCGCCGCCGCCGACGCCGACGCCACAGCCACGGUCUGCUCCAUGUGCGGCGACGUCGGCUUCCCCGAGAAGCUCUUCCGCUGCGCGCGCUGCCGCCACCGCUUCCAGCACUCGUACUGCACCAACUACUACGGCGACAGCGCACCCGCCUCGGCCGGCUCCGACAUGUGCGACUGGUGCCUCAGCGGCGUGGCCGGGAAGCAGGCGAGGUGGUCGUCCUCGUCUCCGGCCGGGAAGCAGCACGCCGCCACCGGGAGCCAGGAGUCGUCGUCAACCACCACGAGCUCCGGUGGCAGGGGCGCCGGCAAGGCCAGCGGCGGCGACCAGGCCGAGCUGGCUGGGCGGCGAGCGACGACCAGGGCGGCCGGCCGCAGGUACAAGCUGCUCAAGGACGUCUUGUGUGAGUAG